This is a messenger RNA of Betta splendens (Siamese fighting fish), 376 nucleotides long. Its product is annotated as ubiquinol-cytochrome-c reductase complex assembly factor 3. The record is from RefSeq and is a predicted model, not a curated record. Lineage: Eukaryota; Metazoa; Chordata; Actinopteri; Anabantiformes; Osphronemidae. The transcript has 2 exons. The coding region runs from base 32 to 256 and encodes 74 amino acids.
CGUUUUGGGUCUGUGGUAGACGCUGUCCGGUAUGAGCGGCCUCCGGUCCGCCCUCGGCUCCGCUGCUAUAGCGGUGCUGGGGCUCGGCUUCGGGCUGUGGUUCGCCAUGGUUCCAGCAGAACACAGGAGGAAGGAUCUCAAGACUUUACCUGGAUCACACACAGUGAAGACGGAGGCUCUGAUGGUGCAGAUGCUUAAGGAUGCUGCAGAAAGCAAAGACAACCUGGCAAGAGACCUGAAAGGCCCCUUCAAGUAAAGGGACCACAGCUCUGGGUCUGCUGCAGGUGCCUGCUCCAACAAAGAUGGACGUCAGUUUAUUUUACAGUGAGAUUGUUGUGAAAGGGAUUCACCAUGAAAUAUACUCUGAUCAUUUUCA